This is a messenger RNA of Zasmidium cellare ATCC 36951, 1650 nucleotides long. RefSeq lists its product as uncharacterized. The coding region runs from base 1 to 1650 and encodes 549 amino acids. Gene Ontology annotation, molecular function: transmembrane transporter activity. The record is from RefSeq and is a predicted model, not a curated record. The transcript has 4 exons. Lineage: Eukaryota; Fungi; Ascomycota; Dothideomycetes; Mycosphaerellales; Mycosphaerellaceae. Gene Ontology annotation, biological process: transmembrane transport.
AUGGCAGAAGAAAAAGCAAAACACGAGUCCCAGACUCUCUCCCCAAGGGGUGGCCCACCAGGAAUGGGCUUUCCAAAGGUCGAAUAUCCCACUGGAUUCAAGCUGUACUCGACGAUCUUCGCUCUGUAUCUGGCUGGGUUCUUGACAGCAUUGGACCGCACAAUAAUGGUCAACGCAAUCCCAACCAUAACCGCCAAAUUCGACUCGAUCCAAGACAUCGGUUGGUACGGCAGCGCCUACCUCUUCACCUUCUGCUGCUUUCAGCUCCUCUUCGGCAAGAUCUACACGUUCUACAAUGCCAAAUGGGUCUUCAUGAUCGCCGUCGUGAUCUUUCUCGUCGGCUCCGCAAUUUGCGGUGCGGCGUCGAGCUCGAUCGUGCUCAUCGUCGGGAGAGCGAUUGCAGGUCUGGGCUCAUCGGGGAUCUUUGGUGGGAGCGUGAUUAUCACGUUCUUUACGGUGCCGCUGCAUAUGAGGCCGAUAUAUUCGGGCAUCGUGGGUGUGGUUUUCGCGGUUGCGUCGAUUGUGGGACCGCUCAUUGGAGGGGCGUUGACGCAGCAUGCUUCCUGGCGGUGGUGUUUCUUCAUCAACUUGCCUGUGGGAGCCGUGACUCUCGCCAUCACGUUUGUCACGCUAAAACUCCCACCGGCGAAGAAAGCUGGCACGAAACCUCUCGACCAAGUUAAACAGAUGGAUCCACUUGGAAACUUGUGCCUGAUGCCAGCAGUCAUCUGCCUGUUGCUCGCUUUGGAAUGGGGAGGCUCGAAGUACUCUUGGUCGAACGGAAGAAUCGUUGCCCUACUGGUCAUUGCUGUCGUCCUCGGUCUAGCCUUCAUCGGCAUCCAAAUCUGGCUCCAGGACAACGCAACCGUCCCACCAAGACUCUUCAAACAACGCAGCAUGGCCGCUUCAUUCGUCUACACCCUCGGCGUGACAGGAUCCAUGAUGACGUUGACGUACUACCUCCCCGUGUGGUUCCAGGCAAUCAAAGCUGCGAGUCCAACACGAUCGGGUGUAAUGAUGCUACCGAUGGUCGUUCCUUCGGGCGUAGCAGGACUGCUGUCAGGUUUCGCCAUCUCAAAGUUAGUGGGAUAUUACACGCCUUUCAUGCUCGCCUGCGCAGCACUCAUGUCCAUCGGCGCCGGCCUCCUAACAACGUUCGAGCCAUCAACAGGUGAGAGCGCCUGGAUCGGCUACCAAUUCAUAUGGGGUUUUGGGGCAGGUCUCGGCAUCCAAUCCGGCGGCCUCGUAGCCCAAACCGUCCUCUCCCGUAUGGACGCCCCUGCCGGUAUCUCCCUAAACUUCUUCGCGCAAUCCCUCUCUGGCUCCGUCUUCAUCGCGAUCGACCAGACAACAUUCAUGAACAGCCUGCACUCCAACCUCGAUCCCAUCCCCGGGAUCAACGUCGACGACCUCGACGCCACGGGAGCCUCUGUGCGGAGCCAGGUCAGUGAAGGGGAUUUGCCGAGGGUGCUGGGGGCGUAUAAUGAUGCGGUGACGAAUACGUUUGUUGUGGCGACGGCUUGUGCUUGUUUGGCGUUUGUGGCGGCUUGUGUGGUUGAGUGGAGGGACGUGAGGAAGGACAAGGAUCAGGUGUCCGGCGGACCCGGGGGUAAGCCGUCUGGUGUGGUGGGAGGGAAGCCGGGGGCAUGA